This is a messenger RNA of Staurois parvus, 684 nucleotides long. NCBI's taxonomy places the organism in Eukaryota, Metazoa, Chordata, Amphibia, Anura, Ranidae. The record is from the annotation of a GenBank genome assembly.
AUGGAUACCAUUGACUCUGAUUCCGCAGGCUGCCCACUGGUUCAAAAUGUGAUUCAUAAUGAAGUGAAGUCUGAGAGGCCAAGGGUGAUAUCUAAGAGUGGACAUAGCAAUGUCAAGAUUGAUAAAGUGGAGGGUGUCUUCUUUCUGUACCUCCAAGACUUGUGGACCACUGUUAUUGACAUGAAAUGGAGGUAUAAGCUGACCUUGUUUGCGGCCACCUUCUUCCUGACAUGGUGCUUUUUUGGAAUCAUAUAUUUUGUGAUAGCAUUAAUUCAUGGAGAUGUCAACAUUGAACCAAAUACAAACCAUACUCCAUGUGUAAUGAACGUUGACUCCUUUACUGGUGCCUUUCUCUUUUCUCUGGAGUCACAGACCACAAUUGGUUAUGGAUUUCGCUUCAUUACUGAAGAGUGCCCUGUUGCUAUCCUCUUACUUGUGGCCCAACUGGUCCUGACAACUUUAAUAGAAAUUUUCAUUACUGGUACAUUCCUUGCCAAAAUUGCUAGACCUAAAAAGAGGGCUGAAACCAUUAAAUUCAGCAACAAGGCUGUGAUCACAAAACACAAUGGAAAGACAUGUUUGGUAGUACAGGUGGCCAACAUGAGAAAAAGCUUGCUGAUACAAUGUCAACUCUAUGGUAAGCUGCUUCAUACCUAUGAGACCAAAGGGAGAAGAUCUUGCUAA